AUGUCGUCCUCUGAGGUGCUCUCUGUAAAGCGGCCUUUUCCCCUAGCCAAGCCAGUAAUUCAAUCUAUACGCAACCAUGGCGAUUUAUGGAAGCAUUUCUUAACAUGGGAAGCAGCAGACAAUGGAUUGCAAGCGCUUCGAUUCUCGCUUCUCUUGAUGCACGUACAUGCGCGACUACGUCGUCCGAGAAAAGCUUGGGAGAUUGUGAGCAACCCGACUGGCUUUGUGGUGACACGUCUCUUAACUUCACCUCAGCACAAAGCACUGGGCCGAGCAUUGUUGCUGGCCAGUGAGGGUGUAGCAAAUAUACGCCGGCUGGCGCUCUUGACACUAUGGAUAUACACAUGUACUAAGGAAUUGCUGGCUAGGCUCCGUACAGGGGAGGACCUGGUUGAAGAACCGCCCACAGCCAUCGAGCAAUUUGCGUCCCUGGGCGAAGUGACAGCGCAUGUGGGUGAAUCGUUCGAUGUCGCGGCCUUCUUGGGUGGAUCCGGUCUGUUUUGGCUAGCGUUCGGCAUGCCCCUCAAGGUGGAAUUUCCGCCAUGGUUCCAACGACGACGUCGAGGUUUGGAGCGCAUUGGUGUGUUUGUGACGCUUGUGUCCCUCGUCCUGCAGUUGUAUACGGUGCAUCUACGACGCAAGGCCAUUACCACCACGAUGUUCCGUAAUGUACGUGCGAUGCAGAGCGAGAUGAAGCGCAUCGAUGAAGAUACGACCAUGAGCAAAAAGAUGGUGUCGAGUGCGCGUGAACGCGUAGAACAUGAAUAUACGGCGUUUGCGUCGCAGCGUCGUCGUCUGCGCUGGCUUGGUAUCGAACGAUUGUGCCUCUACAGCGAUUCGAUCUUCACAAUAUUAGAGGCAUGGGCGCCUGAUGAAGACAAGGAGAUGUUGGAGGCCAGCACUGGUCUGAUUGCCUCUGUCUUGCGCCUGUUGCGUCUGUGGAACGAAGUGCGAUUCGGCCCCUUGGACAUUUAA
Malassezia pachydermatis is the source of this 975-nucleotide messenger RNA. RefSeq lists its product as hypothetical. Lineage: Eukaryota; Fungi; Basidiomycota; Malasseziomycetes; Malasseziales; Malasseziaceae. Bases 1 to 975 code for a protein of 324 amino acids. The record is from RefSeq and is a predicted model, not a curated record. The transcript has a single exon.